This is a messenger RNA of Xyrauchen texanus (razorback sucker), 2258 nucleotides long. Its product is annotated as pleckstrin homology domain-containing family G member 2-like. Gene Ontology annotation, molecular function: guanyl-nucleotide exchange factor activity. The transcript has 15 exons. The record is from RefSeq and is a predicted model, not a curated record. NCBI's taxonomy places the organism in Eukaryota, Metazoa, Chordata, Actinopteri, Cypriniformes, Catostomidae. Bases 583 to 2232 code for a protein of 549 amino acids.
UCAAGGCACAUGAAGCCAGAAACUCUCCGCAUCGCUCCAAACUAACUUCACUGUGAUUUAUUAUUCAAGUCAUUCUUUAAGCAGAUGUUCUUUGGUUGUUCCUUAAGCAGACAAAGAAACGAAAUUAAGAUGUUCCUAGCUUAAUUUAAGAACGUUGUCUUAUUUUGUUUUCACAAGCUCGAAACAAUGCUAGUAUUUCUUCCAGCUGUUGCACGCUCAUAACGUCUAUAUGAGUGACGCGUGACUGUUACUCAUGUAUGGGACGCCGUCCACGCGAGUAGUAAAUCCAGAGAGGAUGACACAUAAUAAUCUCACAAAAGUUGGAAACUGAACACGGGAGCAUCUUCUGUUGAUUAGGACAAUACAGUACUUCAAGCCAAACAUCGGGGACGCAUUGUUCAGUUAGCAGUAAAACACAGGAAUACUCACUAAUGCGCACGAGCCGGGAAAACUGCUUAUCUGAAACUUCUCAUCACAGUGGGAUAUUGUUGGAAACGGAGUACGUACAUUGGCUACGUUUCUUUUGAUGUCUCCGAUCAGCACACCUGUAAAGGUUUCUACUUCCUGUGAUAUAAUCACACCAUGCCUGAGGGGGCGGGCCGUGACAGCCAGAAAAAAAACUGCAACCAAGUUGCCAAGCGCCCCUCCUCUGUGUCUUCACUGAGUGGGAUCAUGAGCCGCAUGGCCUCCUCAGGGGGUGCGUCCCGCGGGAGCUGCACCUCUGUAAACACAGUGUGCUCCGACAGUGACCGUGGUGCCAGUCUCAGCUCCUCUGCCUCCUCUGCCUCACUGCAGGAUGGACACUCUUCCUCCUCCUCCUUAUCACUCCCCUACGGAGUGGUGCCGACCUACCCCAGGCCACAGCGGAAUGGCUCCGACAUUAGCCUGGACCUCACCCCUCUCUUGGGAGCUGGGCCCACCUCAACAACUCCACUGCCCAAACUCUCUCGCCUAGAGAGGGUGGCGCUGGAGAUAGUGGAGACUGAGCAGGCCUAUGUGAGGGACCUGAAGAGCAUUGUGGAGGACUAUCUUGGCUGCAUUAUUGACUGUGGCGACUUGCCUCUCAAACCCGAGGAAGUCAGUACGCUCUUCUGCAACAUCGAGGACAUCUACGAGUUUAACAGUGAGCUUUUGGAAGAUCUGGAACGAAGUCCACAUGUGGCCGCCAUAGCUGAGUGCUUUGUGGAGAGAAGUGAAGCUUUUGACAUUUACACCAUAUACUGCAUGAAUUACCCCAACUCUGUCGCCGUCCUGCGGGACUGCAUGAAGAAUGAGAGCUUGGUGCGCUUCUUCCAGGAGAGGCAGGCCACCCUGUGCCACUCAUUGCCACUGGAGACCUACCUACUUAAACCUGUGCAAAGGAUUCUUAAAUACCACCUCCUUCUGCAGGAGCUGUCCAAACACUUUGAUAAAAGCGAUCCAGGGUAUGAGGUGGUGGAGGAUGCCAUUAUCACUAUGACAGCAGUUGCCUGGUACAUUAAUGAUAUGAAGAGGAAACAAGAGCAUGCGGUCAGACUGCAGGAGAUUGAGACCCUGUUGCUGAACUGGACUGGUCCUGAUCUAAAUGGUUUUGGAGAGCUGGUUCUUGAAGGUUCCUUCCGGGUUCAGCGUGUAAAAAAGGAAAGAGCAUUCUUUCUUUUUGACAAAAUGUUGCUCAUUUCCAAAAAGAGGCUGGAUCAUUUCAUAUACAGCACUCACAUCUUUUGCUGUAAUCUGCUCCUAGUGGAAAACAUGAAGGAUCCUCUCUGUUUUAAAGUGUCAGACCAGACAAUCCCAAAACAUCAACACAUUGUUCAGACUAAAAACCAGGAGGAGAAGCGGUUGUGGCUACACUACCUCAAGAGGAUGAUAGUGGAGAACCAUCCGGCAUCCUUACCCCAAAAAGCAAGGCAGGUUCUUGGUGACAGCUUCUGUCAGUCCCCACAGUUUGAUCAAGAGCCAAUAAGGAAGCCAAUGCCUUCUCCACGACUGGAUGAUGUUUAUAACUAUCACAGAGGAAGAAGGCAAUCAGAACCGCCAGAGUUCAUUUACACCCCCGAGAAAGCCAGAAAAAGCCUUCCACUUCUCCUAGAGGGUAAUCUCUCAUACAAGCGUGGUAGGAGGCAGUCUGCCCCUGCCAAAGAUAUAGAAGCUGCAUUUAAGCAAAGUGGUGAGUAUAAACUUCUGUUAGUUCUUUUUAUCAGUUUGUUGUGUAAUGUUAUUGUUCAUUGGUCAAUGAUGAUACUGCUUUGAGGAUAAAUGUGAAACUAAAAUACAUU